Brassica rapa (field mustard) is the source of this 4632-nucleotide messenger RNA. Its product is annotated as protein downstream neighbor of Son. The record is from RefSeq and is a predicted model, not a curated record. Gene Ontology annotation, cellular component: nucleus. Lineage: Eukaryota; Viridiplantae; Streptophyta; Magnoliopsida; Brassicales; Brassicaceae. Gene Ontology annotation, biological process: nuclear DNA replication.
CAUGAGGGAGAGAGCAAAACAAGAGGCUGGAACCAAAAAAGCAUAGGAAAAGGAAAAGCCUGUGUUCUUAAAAUACCAGUUUAUCUGGUUACAAGGCACUUUGGUGAUCAAUGAUUCUCUCACAAAAAGUUAGUUUAAAAUGCUCUGAAAUACUGGUGGGAUUCUACAGAAUCAGCAUCGUACGUUUGUUUGUGAGAAAUGCAGGGUUUUACAAAGCUUAUGGAGGGUGGCUUUGAGAUAAGGUUGGUUGAUGAUGAUUUGUGAUUGUACAUUUGUACUCAUAUGAACAACGUAGUAUAGCUUUCCACUAGCCAUUUCAAAUUAUUUGCUUAUUUCCUUUUCACCUGUAAAUCAGAGAGACAACUACCUACAAAAUAUGAAGAUGUUCUAUAUCUUUUAAAAUAUUAUGUUGCAACUUUGGAAACCCACUUUGAGUAUGAUCGAUUGCUCAUCUACAUAUUUACGGCGGGUGAAUAAAUACUAAAAAAAAUCCUUUGUAUAAAAUACAUGUUUAAUUUCAUCAAAUAAUUGAAAGCUAAAAUGUUAUUCUUAAAUAAAAGUUAUGGUGUAGAGCGGAAAACAAUUUUAUUUACUUACAAAUUAUAUUGUAAAUUUUGAUUAACAUUUCAAAUAAUAGGUUAGUUUGAGUUAAAAGUAACAUUAAUAUUCAUCAUUAUUUUUUGUUAGAAAUUAGGAGCCCAGUCAAAAUUCAAAAAUGUAACGAUUAUAAUUUUUGUCGACGUUAUUCUUUUGUUAGAAAUAAUAAUAUACACUCGAAAGUAUGUACAACAUAAACUAUUACAAGGUUUUUAUUUUAUUUGAAAUAGUUUAAAGUAUUAAUCCAAAAUUAAGAUAAUUAAUAUUAUAUUUUUGAAGGAGUUUCAAAUAUAAACAUUUGUACGCUUAUAUUUAGUAAACAAAUAAUGUUGUGUUCUUCGUCUUACGAAUACAUCAUAAAACAGUUCUUAUGAUAUUGUUGAUAUUCAUUCCGAUCAUUCCGGUAUGACAAAUUAAUAUAAAUCACCAGAACCGAGUACGAUGAUUUUAAUUGCAUUUACAUGUAUCGAAAAUACAAUAAAAUAUUUUUUAUUUAUUUUAAUAUGUAAAAUAGCCCGUAAAAACCAAAAAACUAGAUGAACCAAUAGGUUUAUAUUAUAUUAGUGAACAUACAUAUAAAAGUAUUAUAUUAUAUAGUGAAUGAAAAAUUGAAUUUAGUAAUUUGAUAUACAUAUACUGAGCAUUUAACAUAUGAAUAAUGUUUUAGCAAAAAAAAAACAUAGGAACCAUUAUUUUCUUUACUCAUUUACAUCGAUUUAUUUUUUAAGGUCCAUGAUUUCAUGAUAAAUAGUGCUCCUAACUUAUUCUUUUUUUUUUCAUACAAUAGCGCACAUGACAUAUUAUUAUAUAUUACUCCUAAUUAGCUAUUUGAAUAAACGAACACUUUGAUAUUUGAAAAUUUUGAACGAUUCCUUUUGUACGGUAAAAGGUUUUAUUUCAAAGUAUUAAUACACCAAUGCAAAAAUAUAUUUUGCAAGAUAAUUACAUGCAUUGCAACAUAAGAUCUUUAUUACAUACAAUCAUGGAUUCUAUAAAAACAUCCAUGCAAUAUUAUCAUUUAGUUUAAAUAUAUUGUUAAUUCAUACCGCAAGGUUCCAUAGUAUUAAUAACUUCUAAAUUAAUAGUAAAACCUAUCUAAUAAAUUCUAAAUUUAUUUAAUAACGACAGACUGUUUUCAAUUGAGUGGCAGUCAAGUUGAAGUAUGACUUUCAUUAGGAAAAAACUAUCACAUUUUAAUUAAAACAUACAUAGACCAAGCUAUUCAUUCACUAACAAAAUGUUGUUUUGGCUUAGAUAAUAUAAGCUUUUCCUUAACAUAUUUUUCUCGCAUGAUCAUUGCAUAAUUAUAUGCACAUGAAGGACAUCAUUAAUCCUAUUAUAUUAGAUUGUCUUUCAUAGAAUAAUGAAAGUUAUUGUCAUUCUAAUUCAGUCCAAAAAUAUUUAUUAAAAAUAAUAACAUGAUCUCCGAAUUCUAUUUAUUUAUUUUGUUUAUAAUAUUGUUUCAAUCUACAAUUUUUUUUAAAAAAAUGCUUCAUAAGAUUAAUAUAAAUUCAUAUAAAUAGUUUUUUUUCCAACUCCCCGCCCGCAGGGCGGGCCGACCCUAGUUAUAUAUAUAAGAUAGAUAGAUCAGAACAUGAACAUGAAGCUGAACCGUAUUAAACCAAACGUAAUAUUUCUGUUUCAUAACCGGGAGAGAUGACACUUUGAGACUUGAGUCAACGUUGACGGCGUUAGCUUUAACUGUUACAAAUACAUUUACAGGAGGAGGGAGGGAACCCCCAAAAAAAAAAAACAUAUUGAGAAAAUGAUUUGAAAAAGGCUUCCAAUUUCACGCCCUUUCCUCUUCCCUCCCACUUCACUAUUUACAAGACAGAGAGAGAGAACCUAAGCCCAUCCUCGCCGUGGAGAUUCACACCACGACGAGCUCAUCGCUAUCCCUCUACGCCGCUGGAUUUGCUACAUAGCUAAGACAUUAACCCCCAACGAGCGUGGUGAGUAUGUUUCCUAAUCCUAUCUCCGAUUCAUGUUUAUAAUCGAAAAUCUUCGCUUAUCAAUCAAACAAACAUCUUCUGAAAAAUGGCGAAAGUAGUAGCUCCUGGUGCUUUUGGCACUUCUCUACAAAUGAGUGGAGGCUCCAAAGCUAAGCGAAAGACUCCCGCUGAGCUAAGAGGAGAACAACUGAAGCGGACUAGUUUCGUGGACCAAGCUAAAGAAUCCUUUGAUGCAUUGCGCCCUUGCAAAAGUAGUAUUGAGAGGGAAUAUGGGUUUAAGAAGCAAGAACAGUUGAAGAAUCCAAAAUAUAUUGAGAUGCGUAUGGAUGAACUCUAUCCUGUCAAAAAGGCUCGGCCUUGGAUGCAUUCUGGCAAAGAUAUCUCUAAGGAAAAUGGUGUGAAAGAGCAAUCCAGCAACCUAUUCAAUGUUUCUCUACUGUCAAACGUUGCUGCCACCAAAAGAGAACAACUUAUCCGUGAAGACAAUGAUGCGUCUACUGAAGUUUCUAAUGAUACGAACACCGAAGCUCGUCAAACAAAUGAGAGCAGGUUUCGCAGUGUCACAGAACUUUCAACAAGGGGUGAAGAGUUAGCCUACUUGCCAGAUAUUGAUAUGACUAAAGCUCUGAAAGGACUUGCCACUUGUGCACAAUUGUCGGUUCAUCCUGAUGAUAUAAGUGAGAAGUCUGAUACUGCUUCAUUAAGUGGAAAUUUUGUAUCUGAAUUCCACAUUCCUGGGGGAGAGAUUCCUCUGGACCUUUCCAUGAAGACUUAUGUUCGACUUGUUUCCUCUUCCCCAUUAAAUUGGUUACAUAGGUCAAUCAUGAGUAGUACCUACAAUGGUAUGCCACAGCUAAACUCGUUGUCGUGUAAUGUGGUAAAUCAAGAUAACAGCAGUGGUUCUGGAUCAGCUGUGGUUUCCCAAGUGUUAAAUUCCAUGUCUCUACACUCAUGGAUUUAUCCCCAGUCCACCCUGCCACCUUGUAUCAUUUCAGCAUUGCUAACAUCUGGACCAGACAGAGGUGAAGAUGAUUUCCUACAAAAGAGACAAUUGGCAUGGGAAGAUGCUUUCCGAAGUCUAUAUUUUAUGUUUCGGAAGAACCUCUGCAAAAUAUUUUAUGUUUGUACUUCACAGUUUGUGGCAAUGUUCACCGGAAGCUGUAAGUCAGGGGGUGUCAAACGCACAUGCAAUGCCUAUAUCACUCAGUCAACUAGAAGAUUGAGAGCCAUGCUUAAAGACCUUGACAUAUGUUACUCUAUGCCUCUUUGCAAAACUAAAAUAGAUGAGACCACAGUUGAAGAUCUUGCUGAACUUUCAAAGAUAGAGAAUCAUAACCUUGGCCAGGCUCGUCGUUUGCGUUCCGUCUCAAACAUAGAUAAUACUCCAGAAUCGUUCUUGGCCUUUGAAGGUAACGAGAGCGUACAUGGAGUUUAUGAUCUUCUGUUAAAUUAUAGGUCGUCUUUGGGAUUUCUUCUAACCGCAGACGUUCCUGUAUUAUAUUCGCCAGUGCCAUUUCAGAACGCUGCCCUGUCUUCUCCUGAGAUCAAGUGCACGGAGAUGGUAAAAACAGAUGAUACAAGUUGCUGCAUGGUCGAGGUGAAGGGUGAAUAUCUUCCGCCGUGGAUUAUUAGCAAUAUUUGUGCAAACGUGGGUGCUAAUGGACAAAACUUUGAAGCCAGCUUUGUGACCGAGCCAACCUCUGUUAGCUUAAACAUGGGUCUACCACAAAUCCCUGAGAAAACCGAGCCAGAGACUUCAGUCACCGAAGGCACAGGAGAAACAAAGGAUGGUGCGUCUGGCAUACCCGGAGCAGUGAUCUGCCCUCAGCUUCAAGCAGGGUAUCUAAAGAGUUUGAAGUAUUGCAACAACUUGAACACUGUUUCUGUUUCGCUGUCUCCCUCGUGAUCUGUAUUUGCUUAGAAUCCUCUCUUUUUAGGUUUUUCAUCGUUAUAUGUAUGACCUCAAAGUCAACUUAUCAACCGAAUGUUUAUUUUUGUGCAAUUUGGCUGGACAUACAUAUAAGAUGCAACAUAUUAGAAUUAAGAAACCUAUUUUGGUUUGAUUCCUGACUUUAUUCAUGCA